Striga hermonthica is the source of this 504-nucleotide messenger RNA. NCBI's taxonomy places the organism in Eukaryota, Viridiplantae, Streptophyta, Magnoliopsida, Lamiales, Orobanchaceae. The record is from the annotation of a GenBank genome assembly.
AUGAGGGAUGAUGACGUUCCUCUACCCGUGUCUACGCCCACAUCUUCAUCCGUCCACCCCAGAAGAGACGCGCCCUCGGAUUCCUUCAGCAUUUUCGGACGCGGCCGAUACAAGUUCUGGGCUUUCGGCGCCAUUUUGCUGCUGGCUUUCUGGUCGAUGCUUACCGGCACAGUCACCCUCCGGUGGUCCGCCGGAGAUCUAAAGGACCGCUUCAAUGACAAUUACGGCUCCCAACCCUCGGACGAUCUCGACGUCCUCGAUAUGGAAGAGAGGGAGAAGCUGGUGAAGCAUAUGUGGGAUGUGUAUAUCAACAGCCAGCGAGUGAGAUUGGACAGUUUUUGGCUGGAGGCCUUUGAAGCGGCCUAUGAGGAUUUGACCAGCGAGGUGCCCGAAGUUAGGGAGGCUGCCAUUUCAGAAAUUGCUAGUAUGUCUGCCCGCUACCUCAGGCUCAAACCGCCCCCUCUGCAUUCUUCACCUUCCUUGGGAACACAGCAUUUGAUAUGA